ACAGGAGGAGUGGGUGCUGAAGCUGAAGGAAAUAGAGGAAGGCCGUCUGACCUGACAGAUCCAAUACUUUGCAAAAGGGGAAACAUCAGUUUCUCUCUUGAUUUCACUCCUGAGUGUGGAAUUGGAAGGCAAGAAGGAAACUCUUGGUGAACUUGAAGACUAUGGUAAGGAGAAGCUUUCAGACUACAGUAAGAGUUGUCCGUUGUGCUAUCAAGCAAGAACUGUGAAAAAAUAAUGGCAGAAAUUUUGAAAUGAUGCUAAAAGGGGAAAAUGUUUUUAAAGUACUUGUGAAUGCCUAGAGACAGGUGAAAGGAAGCUGACAGAAACACCACAAAGAAGUGGGGAGCAGCAUGGGGAACUGCUGUCAGAAGUAUUGUCCUUGCUUGGAGCCCUACAUGCCAUGGCUUUUCCAAGACUGUGAUUGUGGACAAAGGAAGAAGUCUUGUGGAACCAUUCCCAACACCCCAGUGGUGGACACAGACACUGUGUCUAUCACACAACCCACAGUCUUGCCUCCUCUUCCUCCACCAGAGCAGAACUGCAGAUUUGUGGCCCUAUUUGACUAUCAAGCGCGUACAGAGGAUGAUCUAAGCUUCAAAACUGGAGAUAAGCUUGAAGUGCUGGAUACAUCUCAAGAGGGCUGGUGGUAUGCAAAGCUGCUUGUGGAUAAUGGGUUCAUUAGGAUGGUGCAGAAGCUGGAAGGCUACAUCCCUGCUAACUAUGUCGCUCCUGACCAGAGUAUUGAAGCUGAACCGUGGUUUUUUGGUGCUAUUAAACGAGCAGAUGCUGAAAGACAACUCUUAUAUUCUGGAAACCAGGAGGGAGCUUUUCUAAUCAGGGAAAGUGAAAGUCAAAGAGGCGAAUUCUCACUUUCAGUGACUGAUGGGCAGACCGUGAAGCACUACCGGAUCAGACGACUGAACAAUGGUGGCUUUUUUGUGACGAGAAGGAAAACUUUUCAAACCUUGAAUGAAUUUGUCAGACACUACAGUGGGGGCAGCGAUGGGCUGUGUAUAAAGCUUGGGAGGCCAUGUAUAAAGAAAGAAAUCCCAACUCCCUAUGAUUUGUCAUACCAAACUGUGGAUCAGUGGGAGAUAAACCGAAAUUCUCUGCAGCUCUUGAGAAGGCUGGGUUCUGGCCAGUUUGGUGAGGUAUGGGAAGGAUUAUGGAAUAAUACCACACCCGUGGCAAUUAAAACACUCAAACCGGGUUCAAUGAAUCGGAAUGACUUCCUGAGGGAAGCACAGAUGAUGAAGAAUCUGAGACACCCCAAACUUAUACAGCUCUAUGCUGUUUGCACUCUAGAGGAUCCCAUUUAUAUUAUUACAGAACUGAUGAGACAUGGGAGUUUGCUAGAGUAUCUCCAAAAUGAUGGGGGCACCAGGAUCCACUUGCCUCAACAGGUGGAUAUGGCAGCUCAGGUUGCCUGUGGAAUGGCUUACCUUGAAUCUCAGAACUACAUCCACCGUGAUCUAGCAGCCAGAAAUGUCCUUGUUGGUGAACACAAUAUUUACAAAGUUGCAGAUUUUGGACUUGCCCGUGUUUUUAAGGUAGAAAAUGAAAAUGUAUAUGAAGCCAAACAUGAAACAAAACUACCUGUGAAAUGGACAGCUCCUGAAGCAAUCCGCAGCAAUAAGUUCAGCAUUAAAUCUGAUGUCUGGUCCUUCGGAAUACUCCUUUUUGAAAUAAUCACAUAUGGAAAGAUGCCUUAUUUAGGUUUGGCGGGCUAUCAAGUCCUUCAGAAACUCGACCAAGGAUACAGGAUUCCUCAACCAGCUAACUGUCCUAAAGAGCUGUACGACAUCAUGGGGGAAUGCUGGAAAGCUGAAGCCAAAGAACGACCAACCUUUGAAACAUUACAUUGGAAACUGGAAGAUUAUUAUGAAAUGGAUUCUACAGCGUAUUCAAAUGAGUAGUUUUUAUAGAAUGAGCCACAAACUCUUUCUAGUGAGAAUGACACUGUGCUAAUUUGGUAAAGGGUAUCUUUUAUCUUGAAAUAUCACUUUCUAGAACAUACUUCUGCACAUCUGCACCUCACACUGGAUGUAUGUGUGUGUGUUUGUGUGAGAGAGAGAGAGUGUGUGUGCAUAUAACAUCUUCACAGUCCAUUGUUCAUCAGAUCAGGCAGACUCUCACCUAUGAAAGCUCCUGAUGCUUUCAUCUAUUAUGGUGCCACAUGCUACAUCUUCUAAAAAUUACUUUCACCAAAGUAAUUGUGAGCUCAAUUUAACCUCACAAUUGAACAGAUAAAAUAGUGAUGCAUCUUAAGGACAAUGUUCUUCUUAAAAUAUGUGACAAUAUGCUGAGAUUUUGAUGGUAGCAGUCUGUCUUAUAAAGAUUAAGCAAACUGAAAUAGGCAGGAUUGUUUAUCUUUUUGCUGUACAAUGAAGUUAUUCCUCUAUUUAUUACUUAAACAGGGGAUGGUAAAAAUACAAAUCAUUAACAGAUAGCCUGCUGCACAAUAGGUAUUGUAACAUUGCACUUUUUAUAUAUGACUGUUUAUUUGUUAUUCUUCAAAUUCCACUGCAUAUCUGCUAAAUCCCAUCAGUCAGUUAUUAUGAAGGAAUGUGAUUACCGUUAUGCACAGCAGGACCUGUGUGUUGAGAUCUUUUCUUUUCUUUUCUUUUCUUUCUCACUCUGCCUCUAAAUAUCCUGUGACUACAAUAAUGGCAAGAGUGCAUUAAAUGUCUUUGUUGCAUACAGAAUAGAUGUAUGUUUGCUCCAGGGGUGGGGAAUAAUGAUGAUACAUGUUGAAGUAAAUAUUCAAAUUCAGUAGAACUAAAUUUUUUUUUUUAAGUAAUUGCAACUGGACAUUCUAGGGUCAGAUGAGCCAAAGAUGAUAAAUGUAUUUUAAUUCAUAUAUUAAAAUAUUAUAAAUCUAAACCACCAUGUAUCCUUGUAGUAAAAUAUCAGUUAAGUGGGAUUCUAUUUUUAAUUUCUUUUCAGCAGAUAUUUGAGUUACAGGUGAGGUGCAAUCCUAUUUAUUGAUCCUUCAGCCACUGAAUUCUGCUUUUACUUGCCUAAUCCUCAAACUUAUUCCAUUCCUACAUGGACUCGAAAUGAACCCCAGAAAUCCAACAGAGCUGCUAGCUUCUGAACCAAUGCUGACUGAUUCCAGCCAGCGGGCACCUGACUGGUAUUUUAUCUGGUGACUAUUUGAAGUGGUUAUACUGUUAGUUGUAAAACCAGGAUGGUCUUUGUAUAAGCAGAAGACAUUUCGACAUGCAAGAUGGCUUCAUAGUUCUCACAUCCAUUGAAUUCCGCAUCAAUCCAGAAGAUUCCCAAACACUCAGGAAUUGUUUUGCCAGGGGGAGAACUGUUGCGCAAUUUGAGUUCAGUUUGUGUGUCUUUAGAGGCAAACCAUAGUAAACUAAAUUAAUAAAUAAUAUUAAUAAUUUAUAUAUUAUUAAAUGUAUUACUAAAUUAAUAAACAAUAUUGUGAUUAUGAAA
This is a messenger RNA of Hemicordylus capensis (graceful crag lizard), 3450 nucleotides long. RefSeq names its product fyn related Src family tyrosine kinase (gene FRK). The record is from RefSeq and is a predicted model, not a curated record. Gene Ontology annotation, molecular function: ATP binding; non-membrane spanning protein tyrosine kinase activity; signaling receptor binding. Gene Ontology annotation, cellular component: extrinsic component of cytoplasmic side of plasma membrane. Gene Ontology annotation, biological process: cell surface receptor protein tyrosine kinase signaling pathway; protein phosphorylation; cell differentiation. Lineage: Eukaryota; Metazoa; Chordata; Lepidosauria; Squamata; Cordylidae. The coding region runs from base 351 to 1916 and encodes 521 amino acids. The transcript is spliced from 9 exons.